AUGUGGCCAUUCGCGCCGUCCUACCCCACAGUCCACGCGGCCGAUAUCCACGACCAAACCUUUGACUACAUUAUUGUCGGCGGCGGCACAGCAGGCUGCGUCCUAGCCUCGCGCCUCUCUGAAUCUCCCAACGUCUCCGUCCUCCUCCUCGAAAAAGGCCGAGUACACGACAACUUCCUCUCUCGCAUACCCCUUCUCUCGCAGAACUUCGAAUUCCCGUUCCUCCAGUCUGUCCGUCGCGACUCCGACCCGAUCCCCGCUGCCAAUGGCAGACGAGCAGCACUCUGGACCGCUGAGGCCUUGGGCGGGGCGACACGAAUCAAUGCUUUGUUAUGGACAAGAGGGGUAGCGGGCGGGUAUAACGCUUGGGCAGAGGAGUAUGGACUAGAGCACUGGAGCUGGGAUAUGGUCGAUCCGUGGUUUAGGAAGACCGAGGAUGUGGUCAAGACUAGGAAGCCGGGGUUCGAGCUAGGGUGUAUACCGUUUGUGGAGAAGGCGGCAAGGAGGGUUGGGUUACCUGUGGGGGAGGGGGUGAAUGAUGCAGGUGCAAGCGCACAAGGAUGCUUUGUGAUGGAUCAGACUGUUGAUGGGAAGGGUCAGAGAGUGUCGGCGUAUAAGGCUUGGUUGCCGAGGGAGACGGCGAGGGAGAGGAAGGGGUUGAAGAUCUGUACCGGAGUGGUAGCUUCGACCCUUUUCUUCAGCAAGGAUGGGACACGGGUGACGGGUGUGAGGGUUCGAGAAGGUGGCCGCGAGUACACGGUCAAAGCCCGAAGGGAGGUCAUUGUCUGCAGUGGGACCAUCUGUACGCCCCAGCUCCUGAUGCUGAGUGGCAUCGGACCUCGCCACCAUCUCGAGUCCCUCGAGAUCCCAGUCAUCCAUGACCUCCCAGCAGUAGGACAGGGUCUCUCCGACCAUACAUCAAUCCCCAUCAUCAUGGAGCUCCCACGCAAACAUACCCUCCACUGCCUAGAAAGCGCCUUCGUCUUCCUCUGGCACCUCCUCCUCUACCUCUUCUUCGGCAAAGGCCUACUCGUCAAUGGAACCACCCCCCGCAGCAUCUUUGUACACACCGCAGCUCUCGACGAGAAUACAAUGACCGUUCGACACAACGACGACUCAGACCAAGACACCAUGGACGCUUCUCUUCCUCAGAAUAUCCCGGACGUCGAGAUCAUGAUCAACCCCGUCAACUGCCUGACCGUGAACAUCUCCGGCAAGUCACUUUUCACGUGGUACACGACGCUCAUCCAACCGUAUUCCAGGGGGCAUGUCAAGCUUGCGUCUUCUGAUGACCCGUUGGCUGAUCCGAAGAUCUGUUACCCGAUGAUGAGCGAUGACAGAGAUCGAGUGACGAUGAGGAAGGCGGUGCGGUUCACUAUGCGAUUGGCGGAGGAGUUUACGAACACGGGGUAUCCGUAUGAGGCACCACUGAUGAUUGCGCCGGGAAUGGAUUUGGUGUAUUUGGACGCUCUUUACGAGCCCAAGACGGGAUUGUUGCAGAGGCUCCAGAGGAGGAAGAAGCCAGCAGAUGAGGAACCCGUCCCUGUGCCUGGUAAAGAAGACCUCUUGACUGGAGCCGGACAACCAUCUGUUUCCACGUCCACCAACAGCGAACCCAACAAGCAGCACUUUCAAAAAUCGAAUUGGCGCACAAUCAUGGACAACGAGAUAGACGCCUACGCCUCCCGCCGUGUUUCCCAAGAUCCCGAGUGCGCAUACGAUGGGACCGGUGGUCAUGGUUGCGGAACGAUGCGCUGA
This is a messenger RNA of Neurospora tetraspora, 1758 nucleotides long. Its product is annotated as GMC oxidoreductase-domain-containing protein. Bases 1 to 1758 code for a protein of 585 amino acids. NCBI's taxonomy places the organism in Eukaryota, Fungi, Ascomycota, Sordariomycetes, Sordariales, Sordariaceae. Gene Ontology annotation, molecular function: flavin adenine dinucleotide binding; oxidoreductase activity, acting on CH-OH group of donors. The transcript is spliced from 3 exons. The record is from RefSeq and is a predicted model, not a curated record.